This is a messenger RNA of Sorghum bicolor (sorghum), 1531 nucleotides long. RefSeq names its product U-box domain-containing protein 25. Lineage: Eukaryota; Viridiplantae; Streptophyta; Magnoliopsida; Poales; Poaceae. Bases 158 to 1354 code for a protein of 398 amino acids. The record is from RefSeq and is a predicted model, not a curated record. The transcript has a single exon. Gene Ontology annotation, molecular function: ubiquitin protein ligase activity. Gene Ontology annotation, biological process: protein ubiquitination.
UGCCGGUGGCGUGUUUGGCUCUUGAUCUGGAUCUUGUUGCCUUCUUGGAUCGCGGGCCUGUGCUGCUGCGGGAGCAUCAUCCCUGUGCGUUUCUUUAUUACUGCGUCUUGUUGAUCCGGUCCGUGGUGGUGGUGCGCGCACGCAAGACGGACGCAAGAUGAGCAUCCCGCACCUGUUCCGGUGCCCCAUCAGCCUGGACAUCUUCACGGACCCGGUGACGCUGUGCACGGGGCAGACGUACGACCGCCCCUGCAUCGAGCGCUGGCUCGCCGCCGGCCACCGCACGUGCCCCGUCACAAUGCAGCCGCUCGGCGACGCCGCGCUCGUGCCCAACCGCACCCUGCGCCACCUCAUCGAGCGCUGGCUCUCCGCCGACCACCACCACCAGAUCCCCGACGACGACGCGGAGGAGCCGUCGCUCGCGGCGCUCAAGCGCUGCCUCCAGUCCGGCGCCGGCGCCAGGGACAAGGUGGCCGCGCUCAGGAAGGCCGUGGCGCUGGCCUCCGAGUCGGACGUCGGCCGCGCGUGCAUGCUCCAGCUGGGUUUCCUCCCCGUGCUGCUGCAGCUCGUCUUCCACGCGCCCACGCCGCGGGACGACCUGUCCGAGCAGGAGGACCUGGCGCUGCAGUGCGCGCUCACGCUGCUGCCGACGUCGAGCCCGGCGUCGCCGCAGCACGGCUGCCUCAACAUGCUCAAGACGGAAGCCAGCCUCACGUCCUUCGUGGCGCUCCUGGCCGCGCACGGCCGCGCCGUGGCCAAGUGCGGGCUGUGCCGCCUCCUGGAGACGAUCGCCACGGCCACGGCCACGCGGGACCUGGCGCUCGCCGCCGCCGCCUCGCCGCGCGUGUGGCAGGCGCUGCUGCCGCUGCUGCGGCACGGCGACGACCGCGUGUCCGGCGCCGCGGUGCGCGCCGUCGCCGCGAUCUGCUGCGGCGCCGAGCCGGCGCGCGGCAGCGCCGUCCACCACGGCGCCGUCCCCGCGCUCCUCGGCUGCCUGUCGUGGGCGUCCGCGGGCAACGGCAAGGCGCGUGGUGGCGCCGCCGCCGCGGCGUGGAGCGCGCUGGCCGCGCUCGAGGCGCUCGCCGCGUCGGAGGCCGGGCGCCGGGCGGUGGCGCGCGAGCCCGGCGCGGUGCGGGCGCUGGUGAGGCACGUGUUCUUGAUGUCGUCGAGCAACGAGGGAAGCGAGCACGCGGUGGCGGCGCUGCUGGCCGUGUGCAGGGAGUCCAGGGCGGCACGGAGCGAGGCUGCCGGCGCGGGGGUCGUCACGCAGGUGCUGCUGCUGCUGCAGAGCCAGUGCGGCACCAGGGCCAAGACCAGGGCGAGGUCGCUGCUCAAGCUCUUCAAGUCCAUGUGAAACAAGGGGUUUAGUUUAGGUGUUAAUGCUUAGAUGUUCUUGGCUUCAAGCUGUAAGUUUUUGCUUCAAGAACGUCCUCUAAUUGAUUUCAUGGCUACUUCUUGUAAGCUGCGUCAAGAAUGUCUGCUAACAAAGCUGGACACCAUAGCUAUGGUUAUUUCAUGGCCCCAAGUUACA